UACCCUUUAGUCCUUUAAUCACAAAUAAAGCUCUUCAAACAAAUGAAUCGAUUCCCAACACUUUUGUAUAAACACGGAAUAAUAAAAGCAAGUAUUUUCCCACAAUGACGGACUUUAGCAUUGCCAAGUUCAAUAAUUAUCAGGAGUAUCUGCACUCCUUCACCACCGUCGAGGACUUUCGCUACUUGCCCUUCCACAAAACAGUCACCACCCUCACGAAGCUUGGCUAUCGGGAGCACCGUACCUUCUAUGAGGAGGAUGAGUUCCUGAACGUGAAGAAGCAGGUGGAACAGCUCCUGAAUCCCACGGUCUCUGCCCAGAUAUACUACAGUCAGUAUUUCAGUGGAACCGAUCCUGCUCUUUGGGCUCUGGCCGAACGCGAACACGUCAAUGUCCAGCAGGAGAUAUCGACCAUUAUCUUUCUGGAAAUAAGUGGCAGGAGCGGGUUCUCCAAGUCCGGCUAUAUAGACUUUGAGGCCAGUCUGCGUAACUAUAGGUUCAAGGGACCAAAUGCAGUUGACUGGCGUGCAGUCUUCGAGGAGCGAAAGUUGCUGAAGCCCCAGCCGAGUGACAUAGUCUUCUACGAUUGGAAGACCAGGAAGAUCUUUGCGAAUGACAACGACAAUUACACGGUGGUAGCUCACCCGGAGCACGGGCUUAUGUUCACGCACAAGGGUGACCACAAGAACAUUCCAGUCACCACCAAAAAGAAUCCCUUCUCCAGCAACGUAAGGCGCUCCAUGAUCAGAUCGAAUCUGUACGGAUUCAUGAUAUUAUAUGACCACCAUGUGCGCAAGAAGACUUAACUAAAUCCGUCCUGUUUUAAGGUUUGGCUUUACAAAAAUGGAAUUUCUGGGAUAUACAAUGAGGAAUACUAAUUUUUUAUCCCCUCCAAUAACCGUCAUUCAUUUAAUAUUAAUGUCAUCUGAUAAAAGCUAAUGCUUGCAACGCUUGAGCAAGCAAAAUUCCA
This is a messenger RNA of Drosophila biarmipes, 970 nucleotides long. RefSeq names its product cilia- and flagella-associated protein 299. The coding region runs from base 105 to 806 and encodes 233 amino acids. The record is from RefSeq and is a predicted model, not a curated record. Lineage: Eukaryota; Metazoa; Arthropoda; Insecta; Diptera; Drosophilidae. The transcript is spliced from 2 exons.